UGAGAUAGGUUAGGUUAUUUGUGAGCUCACACACGCUAUUUAAAAAUGCCUCAUCUCUUGAUGCUCCAUUUGAUUGGAAAGAAGCACCGGAAGAGGAAGAAAAACCCCAGAAGCUGAGACCAGCUUUGGAGCUCCAAGGCCAUGUCUUCUCGCGAGCAAAGGAGAGCGGCUCUCUACGAGAAGUUGCAGCAACUUCGCGCCGUCACCAACUCCAGCGCAGUGAAUAGAACUUCAAUCAUUGUGGAUGCAGCCAAGUACAUAGAGGAGUUGAAGGAAAAGAUAGACAAGCUGAACGAAGAGCUCGGAACUUCGACAAAUCAGGAUUUACCCAUGGAGGUUAACGUCGAAAGCCAAGAGAAGGGGUUCCGAAUAAACGUGUAUUCGGAAAAGAACUGCCCAGGUUUGCUUGUUUCCAUACUUGAAGCCUUUGAGGAGCUGGGGCUCAACGUUCUGGAUGCUAGGGUUUCUUGUGCAGACAAUUUCCAUUUAGAAGCGGUUGGAGGAGAAGAAGAUGGGCAUGACAACAUAGACGCUCAGGUGGUGAAGCAGGCAGUGCUGCAAGCUAUCAAGAAAUGGAGCGACGAGCAAGACGGUUAAUUACACUUGAACCAUCUGUGAAUCUUCUCUCUCCCUCUUUCUCUUUUGCUUCCUCUUUGCUCUACUAUGAAGCCAGCAGCACCUGUAGAAAAGAGAAAGACAGGGAGAGGAGGUAAGGAAAAAAAAGGAUUAAGAUGCAACAAUUGUAACAAAAGUAUCCGAUGAUAGGAUAAGUUUGCAGCAGCCAAGGAAAAGGGUUUUAGCGCAUAAUCAGGACAAAAUUUGUUCAGUGAUGAUUCAUGUCGAUAUGACAACUAGGCAAUCUUUUACUGCUGCUGGAAUGAAACAAAUGAAGAUGCAAAAGCUAA
Molecule: messenger RNA, 905 nt
Organism: Rhodamnia argentea
Lineage: Eukaryota; Viridiplantae; Streptophyta; Magnoliopsida; Myrtales; Myrtaceae
Exons: 4
Coding region: 142-597 (151 amino acids)
Biological process (GO): regulation of DNA-templated transcription
Cellular component (GO): nucleus
Molecular function (GO): protein dimerization activity; sequence-specific DNA binding; DNA-binding transcription factor activity
Source: RefSeq, a predicted model, not a curated record